GUUGACCAGAAGGGAGCAGACGGUCAGACCAGACAGGUCGGACCUCUCCUGGAUCCCCCAGUCAUGCGGCUCCUCUGCGGGCUGGUCUGGAUGGUCAGCUUCUUUGCCUCAUCUCUGCAGAAGCCCAGGUUGCUCCUGUUCUCCCCUUCUGUGGUUAAUUUGGGGACGCCCCUGUCAGUGGGGGUGCAGCUCCUGGAUGCCCCUCCAGGACAGGAGAUAAAAGGAUCAGUGUUCCUCAGAAACCCAACAGGUGGUGACUGUUCCCCAAAGAAGGACUUUAAGCUCAGCUCGGGGAAUGACUUGGUGCUUCUCAGCCUUGAGGUUCCACUGGAAAACGUGAGGAGGUGUGGCCUCUUUAACCUGCUCAGAGCCCCCCACAUCCAGCUGGUGGCCCAGUCUCCAUGGCUAAGGAACAUAGCAUCUAAAGCCACAGAGACUCAGGGUGUCAACCUGCUCUUCUCUUCCCGACGAGGCCACAUCUUUGUGCAGACCGAUCAGCCUAUCUAUAACCCUGGGCAGCAGGUUCGUUAUCGGGUCUUUGCACUGGAUCAAAAGAUGCGCCCAUCCACUGACUCCCUCACGGUCACAGUGGAGAACUCCCAUGGCCUCCGUGUACACAAGAAGGUGGCAUCUCUUUCCACAUCCAUCAUCCAAGAUAGCUUCAUCAUUCCAGACAUCUCAGAGCCCGGAACCUGGAAGAUUUCAGCUAGGUUCACAGACGGCCUGGAGUCCAAUAGAAGCACCUACUUUGAAGUGAAGAAAUACGUCCUUCCCAACUUUGAAGUGAAGAUUACUCCUUGGAAGCCAUAUAUCCUGACAGUGCCCACCGACCGUGAUGAUAUCCAAUUAGACAUCCAGGCCAGGUACGUCUACGGGAAGCCUGUGCAGGGCGUGGCAUACACACGCUUUGCACUCAUAGAUGAGCAGGGGAAGAGGACUUUCCUUCGGGGCCUAGAGACCCAGACCAAGUUGGUGGAAGGCCAGACUCACGUUUCCAUCUCAAAGGACCAGUUCCAGGCUGCCCUGGAUAAAGCCAAUAUUGGGAUCAGAGACCUGGAGGGGCUGCGUCUCUAUGCUGCCGCGGCCAUCAUCGAGUCUCCAGGGGGAGAGAUGGAGGAGGCAGAGCUGACAUCUUGGCGCUUUGUGUCAUCUGCCCUCUCCUUGGAUCUCAGCCACACCAAGAAGCAUCUUGUGCCUGGGGCCCCCUUCCUGCUGCAGGCCCUGGUCCGAGAUGUAUCAGGCUCUGAAGCCUCUGCCGUUCCUGUCAAAGUCUCUGCCAUAUUGGUGUCCGGCUCUGACUCGCAAGCCCUCGAUGACUUUCAACAGAACACCAAUGGAGCUGGCCAAGUCAGCAUCUCCAUCAACAUCCCGCAGACUGUCACAGAACUUCGGCUCUUGGUGUCUGCGGGCUCCCUCCACCCGGCUGUGGCCAGGCUCACUGUGCAAGCCCCACCUUCAAGAAGCGGUGGCUUUCUGUCCAUUGAGCCACAAGACUUUCGGUCCCCUCGUGUGGGGGAUACCUUUAUCCUGAACCUUCGAACCGUGGGCAUCCGUGAGCCUACCUUCUCUCAUUACUACUACAUGAUCAUCUCCAGAGGCCAGAUCGUGGCUAUGAGUCGGGAGCCCAGGAGGACCCUGACCUCUGUCUCCGUGUUGGUGGGCCAUCACCUGGCACCCUCUUUCUACUUUGUGGCCUACUUCUAUCACCAAGGACUCCCUGUGGCCAACUCCCUGCUCAUCCACAUCCAGCCCGGGGACUGUGAGGGCCAGCUGAAAUUGAAGGUGGAUGGUCCCAAGGAGUAUCGUAGCGGGGGCAGCAUAAAGCUCCAGGUUCAGACCGACUCCCAAGCCCUAGUGGCACUGGGAGCUGUGGACACGGCUCUGUACGCUGUGGGUGGCCGGUCUCACAAACCCCUCGACAUGAGCAAGGUCUUUGAAGUAAUGAACAGCUACAACCUUGGCUGUGGUCCUGGAGGUGGGGACGAUGCCCUUCAGGUGUUCCAGGCUGCUGGCCUGGCCUUUUCUGAUGGUGAUCGACUAACUCAAACCAAAGAGGGCCUGAGCUGUCCCAAGAAGAAAAGUCGGCAAAAGAGAAGUGUUAACUUCCAGAAGGCUAUCAGCGAGAAGUUGGGCCAGUAUUCUUCUCCAGACACCAAGCGCUGCUGCCAAGAUGGGAUGACAAGGUUGCCCAUGGCGCGCACCUGUGAGCAGCGGGCAGCGCGCGUGCCUCAGCUGGCCUGCCGGGAGCCCUUCCUGUCCUGUUGCAAGUUUGCUGAGGACCUUCGCAGGAACCAGACCAGGAGCCAGGCGGGCCUUGCCCGAGCCCAGGACGUGCUGCAGGAGGAGGACCUGAUAGAUGAAGAUGAUGUUCUCGUACGCAGCUAUUUCCCAGAGAACUGGCUCUGGAAAGUGGAGCCCGUGGACCGCUCCAAAGUGUGAGGGCACGGCAUGCCUGG
Messenger RNA from Grammomys surdaster, 2456 nucleotides. Its product is annotated as complement C4-like. Gene Ontology annotation, biological process: inflammatory response; complement activation. Lineage: Eukaryota; Metazoa; Chordata; Mammalia; Rodentia; Muridae. Gene Ontology annotation, molecular function: endopeptidase inhibitor activity. The coding region runs from base 64 to 2439 and encodes 791 amino acids. The record is from RefSeq and is a predicted model, not a curated record. Gene Ontology annotation, cellular component: extracellular region. The transcript has 18 exons.